UGUCUAAUCAUCCUCCACCUUAAAGAAAAAACAGUCGUCAUGAAUAACGACCAAAUCGUCGCUAAUUUCUCAACAAUAAUCUCCAUAAUCCUCACCAACAAAUCCACCAUCUUAAUCACCGUCAUCGCCGUUACCCUCCUCCGUUACAUUCUCAAAACCCUCCACAACCGCCGUCAGUUUCCCAUCCUCACCGUUAAACAAACCGCCACAAAACCCGUUUACUGCACCGUGUGUCUUUACGACGUCGUUAAAGGCCAACGGUACCGCCGGUUGCCGAAAUGCCACCACUGUUUUCAUUUGUAUGAGACUAGUGGGUAUGGAGAGCCUCAUCUCCAAGGGGAUGGGCCGUCACGUCACCGUCAUGUAGGAGUGGCUUGAAGAGGAUGGACCUAGAGGGGUGGAGGAUGAACCCCUUUAUAUAUAUAUGCAUGUAUGUAUAGGUGUAUGUGUGUGAGGAGAGAGGAGAGAGGCCCAUCUUAUCCGGUUGUGGGGAGCCGAUCUUGCCGAACCGGAGGAGUGGGGGGCGGUGUGGGGGACCGGCGCCGGUCCUAGCCGGGCCUCAGCCGGCCCCAUACCCACUAGUCUGGCUAAUUAUUAUAAAUGUUUUAAAUAUAUCUCAUGUUCCUUUCAUUCCAGUCUUCCAGAAACUAUGUAAACCUUCAAAAGCAGACAUCUUAUCAGUUAGACUUUCUAGAAGAGGUCAACUGUUGAUUCUGAUAUCGAUAAUGUUACUAACGUCUUGGUCUUUCUUAUAAA
Helianthus annuus (common sunflower) is the source of this 756-nucleotide messenger RNA. RefSeq lists its product as uncharacterized. The transcript is spliced from 2 exons. The coding region runs from base 40 to 378 and encodes 112 amino acids. NCBI's taxonomy places the organism in Eukaryota, Viridiplantae, Streptophyta, Magnoliopsida, Asterales, Asteraceae. The record is from RefSeq and is a predicted model, not a curated record.